This is a messenger RNA of Erigeron canadensis, 1423 nucleotides long. RefSeq lists its product as uncharacterized. The coding region runs from base 3 to 1001 and encodes 332 amino acids. The transcript has 5 exons. Lineage: Eukaryota; Viridiplantae; Streptophyta; Magnoliopsida; Asterales; Asteraceae. The record is from RefSeq and is a predicted model, not a curated record.
UAAUGGGUUGUCAUCAAUGGCUUUACCAUCUUCUUUCCUUGAGGCGGCUAAUCAUCUCAUUACAACCUCUAUACCGCAUCAUUGGCCGUUCUCUAAUGGCCUUUGCCGAUGCCAUGUUAUCGGUUUACUUUCGUUGUUGCAACCUGUCCAAAUUUAUUGUCCACCUCGAUGACAACGAGACAAAAGUGUACAUUUGGGCAGCCAAGCAUCCCAAAUGCAACAAGCCGAACCUUGUUCUCAUCCACGGAUUUGGCUCAAAUUCCAAGUGGCAAUUCAUUUUUCAGGUACGUCAACUGACACAUGAUUUUAAUGUAUACAUACCGGAUCUAGUGUUCUUUGGUGAAUCAUACUCUACCAAAUUGGAUCGUAGUGUUUGGUUUCAAGCAAAGUGUGUGCGCGAAGGAUUGAAGAAGAUGAAAGUGAAGAAAUGUUCGGUGUAUGCAAUUAGUUAUGGCGGAUUUGUUGGAUAUCAAAUGGCGGCGGCGGCGGAUGAUGAUGAGGAGGAAAUAAUACUAAUGGUGGAGAAGUUGGUGAUUGUGAGUAGCGGAAUUGUGUGUAAACAUGACAGCAAAUUGGAACAUGUAAACAAGAUAGGGCGGAACGUGGUGGAUUUGUUGGUCGCAAAAACGCCCGAGGAUUUAAGGAUGUUGUGCCGAAUGUCGGUUAGUAAGUAUGAUUUUACUAAAUGGUUUCCGGAUUUCUUCCUUUGGGGUUUCAUUGAUUUUGAACGUUGCAAAAGGGAAAAGGAAGAACUAGUGCACGAAUUGCUCAUGGAGAAGCCCGAUAUUGAUCUUCUGGUUGUUAAACAGGAAACACUCUUAGUAUGGGGUGAAAAAGACCACGUUUUCCCUGUUGAAUGGGCUUAUCAACUACAUAGGCAUCUGGGUGUAAAAUCGAAGCUCCAUAUAAUUAAGGGUGUUGGCCAUGCUCUAAAUCUUGAAGCUCCGUACUCAUUGAAUCGAUUUAUUUCAACAUUCGUUUUAGGCUCAAGCCAAAAAUAGGGUACCUAAGCCCUCUCACUAAACAGUUUCAGAAUCAACAUGAAAGAAAGAAGCAAAUCGCGUAACAAAACAUACAAAAGUUAUCUCACUCAUGGGGCUUGACUUGAUGUCAUGUAGGUCUGUAUAUAAUCGACCAAAGUAAUUUUAGGAGAGAUUUUAAAAAAGAAAGUGGAGAGAAUACAUGAUGGUUGGAGUUGUAGAAAGCUAGUGGUGGUCAUCAUCGGUGAUGGUAGCUAGCGUGUUAGAAAAAUAAAAUAGAUAAUCAAGUUGAUUUGUAUAUCAUGCUUUUAAUUUCAUAGAUAUCGUAAAUCGUUUUGCAUUCAACCUUUGUUUUACCAAUUUAGUGAUAUAUAUUGAAAGUAGUAAUGUGCAAAAAUAUCUAAGCAAAAAGGAAUAAAAUGACCGAAGGUAGUUUGUUCAAA